AUGGCCAGCAAACAAGAAGGUGAGAAUAUUUCAUCAGCCUUACUGUCAGUUAAGGAACAAUUUAAGUGUUACUUAUUCUUUUGUGUUUGUUUGCAUUAGCAAUACUGUAUUUAAAAGAAGUUAUUUAACCAGAACAUCAUGGUUCAUAUGAUGGUUCAUUUGUAUUUAACCAACCAGGCAGUCACCAGUCAUAUUUCUUAUAAUACUCAUUUUUUCUAAACUCACAUUUUUUCUUUUCUUUUUCUUUCUUUCAUUUUUUCUUUUUUUUUCAUUCAAAAUGCAUGGUUACAAGUUAUUAGAUUUAAAAAAGCUAGGAUUACAGAUGUCAAAAUUAUUUUAUCAGACAGAUUUGUCAGCCUGUUUGUGGUACUUUAUAUUUUAUCUUAAUGAUUUAGUAUUUCAUCCAUCUUUCUUUUUAUCUCUGCUUUACAAGAAAAUUGAUCCAUGAUUUUUUUAACCAUUAUUCAGUUGGAGACAAAUGUUUGGAGUAAUGAUUUAACUAUAAAGCAAUAUAUAUUUUUCUGUAUUAUCGCAUCCUUUUCAUAUGUAAAGUAUUCAAGGUACUCCUGUGUUUGAUUUGGAUGCUUGAAUGAAUCUGCUCUUACAUUGGUUUGGAUUUGACAAUGAGUUUCUCAAAACUGUAAUUUAUUUUUUAAAGUUUUAUUUUGUGAUUGGAGUCAUGGCUUUAAUUUCACAUUGAUAUUCUUUUUUUCUGUUGCAGACCCAGAGAAAUCUGAGUUUCGUAUUGUACUCAUGGGAAAGACUGGAACAGGGAAAAGUACUUCAGGAAACGCCAUCUUGGACAUCCCUGAGGAGAAAGGUUUCGAGGAAGGUCCAUCUCCCUCAUCAGUGACAAGUACAUGCUUAUCAAAGACCAAAGAGAUCCAUGGACACACUCUGACCGUGGUUGAUACUCCGGGCCUGUUCCACACUGAAAUGUCUUUAAAGGAGACCAUGGAAAUGAUUGCAACGUCCAUUGAGCAGAGUGUUCCUCAUGCAUUCCUGUGGGUGAUAAAACAAGGCAGCUUCACCGCAGAAGAUAAAAAGUCAAUCGACAUUUUUAAGGCAGUCAUUGAAUCUGCCACAAAUCGUACCAUCAUCCUGUUCACCCAUGGAGACAAAGAAAACGUGAGAGAUUUCAUUGAAAGUGAACCAUAUCUGAACAAAUUCAUCAGGGAGUGUCACAAUGAGUACCAGGUCCUCAACAACAAAGAUGAUGGUCAGUUUCUGGUGGAGAAGAUUGAAAACAUGGUCCAGAAAAGAGGCAAUUUGAGCUAUCGUCUGAUAGAAACAGCACUGGAAACCAUACAAGAAUCAAAUGAACCAGAUGGGGAACAAGCAGAAGGUAAUUCUAAGGAUGGAAUAAUGGCUGCAGGUGUGGAUCUGCUUGAAACUAUGUGUCCAGGUGCAAAGUUGGUCCUUGGAAAACUCCAGGAUGUGACAGGAAAAUUAAACAAGUCUUAACAGAUUCAUAACCUGAGUGUUCAGCCAACUUAAGAAGUAAAUGACACAGGGCAAACCAUUCUGGUUAUGGGUUUCAGUUUUUAUUUUUGUAUUUUCUUUACUAUACAAUUGUAUUCCACUAUUGUUUUCCACCUGUUUGUGAUGCUUAAAAGAUAUUAAAGUGAUCUGCCGAAGCUUCAGUUGUUACUGUCUUUUAGUACAAAACCUCUGUCAACAUACAGCAAACCAGUACUUCCUGUUAUGACUAGAUGACAUCAGUCUUUAUUUUAUUUCAACAUGAGUGAAGUACCACGCAGUAUUUAGCACAUUUCUACAACAAGAUAAAGCCAUAGCAGGGUUUACUGACACAAACAGGUUUAUAAACAGUCAUGAUUUUUACUCUCAUUGACCUUUAAGACCAGGUAAGAUUUUUGUGGUUCAGUUAGUAUUUGAAUGAGGUUGUUUUACAUAACUUGAGAAGUCUUCUGUUCCAAGUUUUUUUUUUUUUUUUUUAAUGGCUCAGAGAACAAAGGAUGGCAUGUCUCUGACGCAUCAGAUAACGAGAAGCCAUACUUCUUAAAACUGUACGUUUUCUGUUUGAUAAUUUGGUUCUGUUUCAUCUGACAGGUUCCCGGAGUCAGAGCAGAGUUGCCUUAUUUUUGCUACAACUAGUAAACAACUUCAGGAAAUUCAUUUUUUAAGCUUAAAUUUGUCUCGGUAAGGUCAAAAGAAAAAGAUGAAGUCUUAGGUUCAAUUCAGUUUUACUGCCAUGUUACUUAUCAACCAACAUGCAAUAAAGAUUCUGGCUGCAAAUAAUGUUGUAAUACUGACGUUGAUGAAAGUCCAGAGUUUGGCUUUAUUAAUAGAUUGCCCCAUAAUGUCAAUUCAAGCGGACUUUGCUAUUUCGUUUAGAAGAUGACUUUGAUAUGAUUUUUUAUUAAUACUGUGACUGACCUCCAGUUUCACAGUCAUAAUUUUGUCCUGUUAAGUUAUAUUUAUUUCUUAGAAUGAAUUAAUCACUUUCAGUGGUCCAGUCUCUAAACAAGCUUAACAGGACAACCAGUGAAUCAGUCCAUCAAAGUCCUGUUUUGGCCUCUGUGUGAUGCUUUCACCUGUCACUACUACAGGUCUAGUUUGUGUCUUUUGGUCUUCCAGCUCUGUAAGAAUGUGGUCUCCUCUUUGCAGUGACACCAUAGUGCUUGUCGUAGUCAUACACCUGUUUACCUUUUUUACAUCUCUCUUCCCUAAACUUAAUCCACUGGGCCACAUGUGUGGGGAAAUCGGUAGUUAAUGAAUGCAGGACUGCAAAUAUUUGUGCAGUAGCUGACCCACUGUGGUUAGGUUAAGAACAUAUUCACCUCGAUAGUUUAUCAUGCAGAGAGUUCACUUUAGUUCUUGGACGUUUUCUGGCAAGUUGAGCUCAUUUAUAAUGGACUCUUUAGCUGUAUCAGCACGCACAGUAAUAUAAUCAGAAGUUUAGUAGGGCAAGGCCACAAGGGAUUUUAUAUCUUUAGAGACUGGCAGAUAUUUAACCUGAUAAAUUAGGUGUUGUAUUAGUUAUGACCAUGAUAAAAUAAUUCUAUGAUAACUUGGUAAAAAUGUGGUAAUUACAUCAUUAUACAGUAUAAGUCGCAGUGGAAAGUUACGGACAAUUAAUACCUAAAAUGCUCAAAAAAUUCUCAAAUUUUCAAUUCCAAUUCCCACUAGUUUAGUGUGACAAUAAGCAUGACAUAACUGUGCACGCCCAGGAAAGGAAGCAUCCAAUUUUAUGUUUUUACAGCAUAGAUUUGAUAAGAUUUUAUUGUUAUACCCAAUAAAUUUCUUGGUUUUAUUGUUGCUGUUGUUUAAUGGCUGUAUAAAAGCUGUGUCUCAUUGAUGACCUUUGAAACUGUUUAAACUUACAUAAGAACUUACAAGGUACAAUCAAGCCAACAAAUAGGUAUCUUUCAUGCAGAGUGAAAACUCAUAUUUAAAGUCAAAUCACAAGAAAGUUUGUUCACACUGUUUGGGUAGGUGAGUGGUAGCAGUCUACAGUAUCUGUAAUCAAGACCUGAGCUUCCAAUUAAUACAGAUCAAUGUCAUUUCUCACAUUUCCUCCCUUUGAUUCACUGAAAGCCACCAAAUAGUGCAACAGCAGGUAAAGAAACAUAGGCUCCAAAAAUAGUGUUGUGUCCCAGCAUUCAGAGUGGCAUAACAUCUCCACACUCUGUACAGGGUGAGACAAAAAAAACAACAGUUAUACUCAUAACUUACAAUUUUCGGGUUGAAGAAAAAAAAGAAUAAUUUUUCCUCACAUUAAACGGAUAUAUCAGUAUUUUUGAAGUUGGGUCGUAAGACUCAUCACUUGUAUGUGUUGUAGUCUUGAUAGAAGCUGUUCAGAAACUGCUGGGAAAACAUCUUUUUUGUGUGGGAACAAAAUCAAAAUUGUGAAAUUUUUGCGAAUUUUAAGUACACUUCACCAAGAACGUUUCAGGCACUUUGCCAUCAGAGAGCUUAGUCUAUAACAGGAAAUAAGAAAGUCUUCCCUUCAUCAACUAACACACACAAGUCUGCCAAGGUAAGCACGUUGUAAGGACCAUGGCUUGUGUCAUUAUGCAAUCAAAAACACUGAGCGCCAAACACUUUGAAGACACUGUUCCUUUCAGCUUUUCUGGUGAUCUGAUGUCACUCAUGAAUUUUGAGGAAAGUUGGGAAGAAACAACCAAGAAAACUACAACAAGUAGUUUUCGCGAUAGCUGGAAGUUUAUACAGCUGCACCACUAGGUAACAUGAAAGGCCUUCUGUUUUUCCAGUUUCCACAGAAAAGUCUCUGCUUCUCCCUCCAGCGCACUGGGUUGUCUUUUUAGCAAACAAGAGGCAGAAAUGACUAGCAUCCACUACGGCCGAUACACUUAAAAGUGACAUACCACAACCCCAACACAACCCCACUUAGAAAAUACUGACGAUACCCUUUAACUCUAAGCCAGGCAUCAAUCUGAAAGCAUGUUUGAAUCCUUAUCUUACUAUCACAGAUGUUUUGGAGGAUCCAUCCGUUAAACCUGAUUUCUGUUAGUCAUUGUAGGGAGCUACAACCCAGUGAAGAGGCGCAAGGUGAAUUAUUGCAGAAACUCAGAAAGAUGGAGCAGCCAACAACAGAGAUUCCUUCUUCCCUCAAACAGCUGAUGCAGUUGGGCAACUGGUUGCUGCCAACAGAGUGAUUGGAGCAACACUGACUGCCUCUUUUGGAAAAUAAGUUGGACUGAAUAAUGAACUCCUAAACUCUGUGUUAUAAUCACAGACUGUAUGUAGUAUGUACACCAUCUGUCUCCUUGCUGAGUAGAGCCAAUCGGAGAACAGCACCCUCUGGUGAUGGGCUUCAGUAUAGGUCAUAAAUCCCACUCCCUCCAGCAAUCCCUAUGAAGCUGUGAAUAAACUUUCGAAGUUUUGUGUUCAAGUCGUCUUUUUUCUGUGUAGCUCCAUUUUUAAAAGUUAUCAGGGGGUUCAUUUUUUCUAUGAUUGACGCUCGAUACAGCCUAUGGGCGUAUGAAGAUUGUGUAGUUCAUCCAAGGGUUUCACUGUUUGAACAGACCGUCAUCACAGCGACUAUCCCGCCAAAAAUGUACAACGCUACUGUGCAAGUAGUGGUUCCAGGAAGUGGAGAAAAUCCCAGAAAUACUGAGAGCAAUUUGGCUUCAAGUUCAUAUAAUGACGGCCAAAUUGUCCAUAGUACAUACAGUCUAUGGUUAUAAUGUGUCAGACAGAGAGGCUAAAUUUUCAACGUGUUAAUAAGUAAUAUUUAUUUUCAUACUAAACUAGUCAUAACACAUCAUUAUUCUGUUGAAUGAUGGGUACAAGUUGUUUUUUCUCUUUCAGUUUCUCUAUAAUUUCCUACUGUUUACAUUAGAAACUACAUAAUAUUUUGUGAUGUCUACCACAUCAUUCUCACUGUAAAUACCAAGUAAUUAGGGGGACUGUGCAAGGAAGGGUUAGCAAGUGUAGCCUCCCUCAUUUAUUCAUGCUCAUCCCCCUGGUUUUGUUCCUGGCAGUCAUUUCUCAUGUCUGGUCUGUGAUUGGUGAGAUUUUGGUUGGUAACAGUUGGUCUGUAAUUCAGGGGAGGGAGUUGGAAGCAGGCUAUUGUAUAUAUAUAUCCAUGAGAUGGAAAUCUGAUGACAGACAAUCACCAGCCUCUACAAGAGAAGAUGGCCAGUGAAGAACAUUCACAAAUUAGUGAGUAUAUUUUUUAGCAUCUUCAAACAGAACUAGUACUCAAGAUAUUGUUUGGGUUUCUUGUACAGCAAACAUAAUGUUUUACAAUUUUUACUGAGUUCAUAUGCUGAAUUCUAGGUGUAUUAUAUUUUCUGGGUAAACAUGAGGUUAGGCAGACCAGUUUUUAUUUAUUUGACAAAACUUCCAGAAAUGAGAUUUGAUUUAUUCUGUCAUUCUGAUCAGCAUGAUUCCCUGACAUUAAGGUGUCACUAAAUUACAUCUAACCACCUUGCAUUAAAAAGGUUUUCCACAACACUCUCAAGUAAUGAUUAACAAUCAAAGGUGAAAACUUUUAUGAUCCACAAAAUUAAUAAACACUAAAACCCAGUGCUCUAACUUUAUUAUUUUUGUUUUAUUGUCAGGCUCUAAAUUUUUCAAGAGCCUAGUGUUGUCUAUUAAAGGCAUUCAGAUUUGAAAAGGACCAAGUAUUGAGCCUUGGGCAGCCCCAUAAAUUGAAUCCACAAGGAGGUUAACUGACAAAUGCAAUAAAAUAAAUCCAUUAAGAGGCCAAUGUGUCAUGAUACGUUCUGUUAAUUUAGUUUUCUCUUGGUUUUGUUAAUUGAGUGCAUUUUCUGUGUUUCUGUUCCCCAUUGUUCUUUUUCCCAAUGAUCCUGUCUUGUGACUUUUCAGUUUAUGUUUGACCCAGAUUUUCUCAAGUUUUCAGUGUUUCAUUCUUUAGAUCAGUGUUUUUUUUUUUUGUUGUUGUUGUUGUUGCUGUUUGUUGGUUUUUUGGUCGGGGCCGGACUUGAACCUUUAACCACUGCAGGGAACAUGGUCCCGAAACAUGGGCUACGCUAUCCUACUUGGCCAUCCACGCACCCCCUUUAGAUCAGCUUUAGGUGUUUCCUGUUUUAUUUGUAGUGGUCCAUCCUUGUGUUUCUAGUUUUGUUUUACCUCAGUUUUCUCUCCUCAGUAAUUGUUUGCACCUGUGUCUCCGUGUCUCACCUGCCUCUUGUUGCUCGUUUCCCUAUGUGUAUAUAGUCCCUGCCUUCCCCUGUUUCUUUGUUAGUUUGUUGUUUGUAUGUCAAUGUCUGUUUUUAUGUCCCAGUCGAAGUCUAUGUCUGAGUCAUGGAGAGGCCCUCCCCCUGUCUUCUGUUAAGGCCUUUAACCACUGUAUCAAUCUCCCAUGUGAGUGGCACAAGAAUGUGGGUUGGGUAGAUGAUAGCUUCUGUAGAGUUGUCCUUGUCUGAGGGGCAGCAACUGAGUUGAAGCUCCAGAUGAAGCGCCAAUAAAAAAAUGGCGAACCUAUAGAAAUGCUGUAUCUCUUUGAUGUUUGGUUGAGGCCACUUAAGCACUGCCCUGAGUUUGCUUUGGUCCAUGUCCCCACUGUCUUGUGACACAACAUAUCCCAGAAACUGACCAGUGAAGCCAUGGAGGACACAUUUCUCAGCCUUGGCAUACAGUGUGUGCUCCAUCCUAUGUAGUGCCAUUUCCACAUGGGAAACAUGAUCUUGGCACAGGCAACUGGAGCGAGAGAGUAUACAAAGCUCCCCAUACCUGACCCCAAAUCAGGAGCAAUUAUUGUGCUGUAUUAACUAUCCAACAUUGAUUAUUAUACUUGAUUAAAUGUUUGAUUUGUUGAGGCAGAAAUUCAUGGUGAAGCAGUCCUUGGUUUUGUUCUUCACUGUUCUUUCAUAAAAAGGCACUUGGUUUGCUCUUUGUUCUGCUUUGAAAAUUAUCAUUUAUAUCUGCUGCCAUAAACCUUUGUGUUCUCUUUCCCCACAGAGACUUCAGAGCUGAGGAUUGUGGUCAUUGGGAAGGUCGGAGUUGAGAAAACUUCAGUCAUGAAUGCCCUCUGGAGAAGUUCAGAGGAAUAUCAGACACCUGCAGCUGAGCAUGAAUCCAUAUUCCUUCCUGGCACGUGGAACAAGAAAAAAAUGACCAUUGACGGACAAACAAUGAUGAUUGUUGACACUCCGGGCCUGUGUGACACCAACAAAUCAAACAACGUGAUGGAAGAGAUUAAAAAUGCCGUAUCAAAGGUUGCUCCUGGUCCUCAUGUGUUCCUGCUUGUGCUGCCUGUGGGGACGCUUACACAAGAGGGAAAGGAGAUUGUGAAAUUCUUCCAGACUUUUGGCGGUAAUAUAUUGCAGUACACCAUGGCUGUAUUCCCUGAGGGAGAGAAGCUAAAUGGUAGAACCACCAUUGAGAAAUUCAUCAGCCGCAGCAAAGAUCUCUCAAAGUUUGUCUAUGAUGAUUGUGAGAGGAGAUACCAUGUUCUUAACAGCACAGAGAAUCUACCUCAGGUUAGCGAGCUUGUGAGGAAGAUUCAAGAAAUGGUGGAGAACAAUAAAGGAACCUGCUUCACAAAUCCACCAGUACAAGGAAACAGAAUUAUGCGGUUUGUGAAUGGAUCUGCAUUGGCUGGAGCGGCUGUAGGAGGAACAGUCGCUCACAUUUUUGGAACCCCCUUCGGAAUCCCAGGAGGGCUCUGGGUUGGGCUAGUAGCUGGAGGGUUGCUUGGAGUUCUAGGGUUUUCAACAGUAGAGAAAGGGAGGAAAAUGCAUGCAUCUUGCUGUAAAAAAUAA
This is a messenger RNA of Xyrichtys novacula (pearly razorfish), 8216 nucleotides long. NCBI's taxonomy places the organism in Eukaryota, Metazoa, Chordata, Actinopteri, Labriformes, Labridae. The record is from the annotation of a GenBank genome assembly.